AUGUAUAACCCUGGAUUGAGCCAUCCUUCGAAGAGAAUUAACGUCGAACACUAUCAUAAGCCAACCUACUCUGAGAUAGCGACUUUUAGCUUUGCCAAUGAACCCACUAUUUUCCAUGCUCGCAGAAAAAUGACAGUUGGAGAUCACCAGGGCGCCAAUUAUUCAGACACUAAUGCCGGCGGACGGGUCAUUCAAAGUGAUUCAUGCCCAGGAUUUUAUCAGGACAUGAAAGAUGCUCUCUUCCACGCUGGUCGGGCCAUAAUGACGGCAGUGGGUGCUUAUGACGCAAUGUCUGGCAAAACCGAGGUGACUGAGCACAAUAACAAAGCCAAUAAGCAGCAACUCCAAGAUAAUUUAGAGGGAGAUGAACGAAGAACUUCCUCUUUGGUUCAGCGGCCACCUAGUAAAAAGCCUAAAGCAAUCGAAAACUCGGCCAUAUUCGUAAAGGAUACUCCGAAAAAACAGACGCACAGCAUAGUGGACCUGGGCGAAAGACUCAACAAUUCGAUAACACCUGAAAAGCAAGGAAAAGCGGAGUUUUGUACAAUGAAAGAUCCUUUCAAGUGGCAUCAGCAAGGCUCUGAAGGUCCAGUAUCAUCUAACAAGAGGGUCCCAUACGGUAGUUCUUUCAUUCGAAAAAAAAGCAGUAGAGGAAAAACUAGUAUGGAUAACAUACAGCUUACUUCAAAAAGCCCGAUGGAGGAAAUUCGCUAUCUAAGAAUGGUUUACAAUGGACAGUAUAAAGCGCCUUCGCUCAUAGAGAGCCACAAAGAAGAACAAAUGCUUCUUCGAGAGCAUGAACUCAAACAAUACCGCAUGUCUUCAUCCACGCAAUGGAACACGUUAACGGAAAGGAUUAAAGCGAUCAUGCAGAAAAGUCUUAAUAAACAGGACUUCGAUAAUGAUCUUAUACUUUUGAAAGAGCGUAAAAUCAACCCCAGUGAGCUGGGUCAACAACGAUUACUGGGCCGCGAGUUUAGGUUCGAUACUUCAAUUUUGACUUUCAAGGAAGAAUUCGAGAGCUAUAAAAGACUAAAGGAGGAGAGGGACCGAGUUCAACUAGAGGUGAGGGAGAGACGUGAACGGUUGAAGGUUUUAGUGCCGCAACUCACAAAGGACGACUUGCAGAAAGUCAAAAACACACAAAAUCGCUCAGAUAAUGGUGUGGUAAUGAAUAAACACAACAUUGAAUUGAAAGUUCAUGAUUUCAAGACAUUAGCACCCCGGAGGUGGCUCAAUGACAUUAUAAUCGAAUUCUUCAUGAAGCAUGUUGAACUUACCACACCGCAAUUAGUUGCCUUCAAUUCAUACUUCUACACUUCCUUGUCUCGAAACGGGUAUCAGGGAGUAAGAAGGUGGAUGAAGAAAAAGAAAGCUGAAAUUGACAACCUGCACAAAGUUUUUGUUCCAAUCAAUCUAAACCAGUCGCAUUGGGCUCUAGGUGUCAUAGAUAUUAGCAAUAGUAAGAUCUAUUAUGUGGACUCUUUAUCCAGCGGGCCUGAGUCUAUGAGUUUUGCAAUAUUGAAAGAUCUCCAAAGUUAUUUGAUGCAAGAGAGUAAAGGGACCCUCGGUGAAGAUUUUGAACUCGUUCAUGCUGAUUGCCCACAGCAACCAAACGGUUUUGACUGUGGCGUCUACGUGUGUACUAAUGCGCUCUAUUUGAGCAAAGACGCUCCACUGACAUUUGACUGCAAGGAUGUGGAACGAAUGAGGCCCUACAUAGGACAUCUCAUUCUGUCGAGUGAUUAA
This is a messenger RNA of Lachancea dasiensis, 1749 nucleotides long. Lineage: Eukaryota; Fungi; Ascomycota; Saccharomycetes; Saccharomycetales; Saccharomycetaceae. The record is from the annotation of a GenBank genome assembly.